AUGGAGAAAGUAGUACAUGUACCGGAAGUGAUGCUGAAUUCAGGCUACAAAAUGCCUUUAUUAGGCAUGGGAACUUUCAACUUUCCUAUGCCGCCGAUAGAUGAGUUAACGUCCAUUUUGGUUGAUGCUAUUAAGAUCGGUUACCGACAUUUCGACACGGCGGCGGCGUAUGGAUCGGAGGAGGGAGUUGGGAGAGCAGUGGCUGAAGCAAUAGAGCGGGGGAUUAUAAAGAGUCGUCAACAAAUGUUCAUUACCUCUAAAUUAUGCUGCACUCAGGCGCACCCUCAACUUGUCCUCCCUGCCCUCAAAAACACACUUGGAAAGUUGGGACUAGAUUUCGUGGACUUGUAUCUAAUACAUUGGCCGAUAAGCAUGAAGCCUGAGAUUGAUAUCCAAAAUUUCAAAAAGGAAGAUAUUGUCCCUUUUGAUAUGAAAGGGGUAUGGCAAGACAUGGAAGAGUGCUACAAGUUGGGCCUAGCCAAGUCUAUUGGAGUCAGCAAUUUCAGUUGCACCAAACUCUCACACCUCCUCCAAAUUGCUACCAUUCCUCCUGCAGUAAAUCAGGUAGAAAUGAAUGUGGCAUGGCAGCAACAAAAACUGCUCGAGUUUUGUAGAGAAAAGGGUGUUCAUGUAAGUGGGUACUCUCCAUUGGGAGCCAACGGUGGGCCUUGGGGUUCCCAUGCCGUCAUGCGUUGCCCAAUCCUCAGCCACAUCGCAACCACUAGACGAAAAACCAUCCCUCAGGUUGCAUUGAGAUGGGUAUAUGAGCAAGGGGAAAGUGUGAUAGUGAAGAGCCUUAAUAAAGAGAGGAUGAAACAAAACCUUGUUGAAAUAUUCAAUUGGGAACUUAGUAGUGAAGAUAAUUUCAGGAUUCGAGCCAUACCUCAAAGAAGGGGAUGCAACGGAGAGCCAUUUAUUCAUCCAAACGGACCCUACAAAUCUAUCGAUGAACUUUGGGACGGAGAGAUCUAA
This is a messenger RNA of Solanum verrucosum, 972 nucleotides long. Its product is annotated as protein REDOX 2-like. Gene Ontology annotation, molecular function: aldose reductase (NADPH) activity. The record is from RefSeq and is a predicted model, not a curated record. NCBI's taxonomy places the organism in Eukaryota, Viridiplantae, Streptophyta, Magnoliopsida, Solanales, Solanaceae. Gene Ontology annotation, cellular component: cytosol. Bases 1 to 972 code for a protein of 323 amino acids. The transcript has 4 exons.